Molecule: messenger RNA, 3604 nt
Organism: Tribolium madens (black flour beetle)
Lineage: Eukaryota; Metazoa; Arthropoda; Insecta; Coleoptera; Tenebrionidae
Gene: nmo
Product: serine/threonine-protein kinase NLK
Biological process (GO): protein phosphorylation; intracellular signal transduction
Cellular component (GO): cytoplasm; nucleus
Molecular function (GO): ATP binding; MAP kinase activity
Source: RefSeq, a predicted model, not a curated record
AUUGACAUUUCGUUGUGUGUAUUUGCAGUUGGUAGAAUAAUAUUUUUGCACUUUGUGUUUUAUGAGAAAACAGAAAACACUGUCAAUGUGACCUUUUUUCCAUAAUCUACUAUUGACAAAUUCCAGUUUGAGAUAAACUUUAGUGUUUGUGGUUUAUUUGUAGUCUGGCGGAAUAAUUGGUGCAAAUACAGUAAAAUUCACGUAAAAAAAAUUGAUGUAAUUGUUUGUAAUCUAGCUGUGUAAUUUUUCAUGACCGUAGUCCAGCUGUAGUCAGCUGUUCCCCAAGUCCAGUCCUGCGCAGACUGUAGGAGAAGUAGUGGGGUCGCAAAUGUUUGGACUCGUUGCAGCCAUGUUGAGUAGAAUUUCAGUUCGCAUCGAACGGUUGUGAAAGUUGUGCAUUGUGUGUCACAAAUUUACAACUUAUUUCCUUAUUUUUAUUUGCCCAAAUCUUAUUUUCAACCAAAUCCUCGAAAAUUACUUUACAUUGUCGCGUUUGUUUUCCGUUGAAAAAAUAAUCAAAGUGCGGAGUGGUGCAUUAACAUGACGGUGAAAUUUAAUUUAAUUACAAGUUCUCUUUACAAGGACUCGAAAUUAGCAUUUUACCACCAAGUUCACUCGUAAUUCGUCCAGUGACUCGUAAUGAAACUAGUGUGUAGUAGUAAGUCGACAUUUUCCGCACUGCAAGGAUAACAAGUAAUCAAAAGGCAUUUUUAAACCCGUCGACCGCGGUGGUGACUGAGGAGUAUACCGGGUGGGAAAAAAAAGCGUCGAACUGGUGCAAUAUUUGAUGGCUGUGGUGGGCCCCAGCCGCCACUCAAGGGUGUCCAUGUCUGUAUCCAUGAGUCUGAUGCAGGGUACCGCCGGCCCCACCGCCGGAGGGCAGCAAGGGGGCCUGCAUGCGGCGCAGCCCUAUUACCAUCCCCAACAUGCCGCGGCCCCGGCACACACCCAGGAACAAGUCCAACCGGACCGACCGAUCGGAUACGGAGCUUUCGGAGUCGUUUGGGCUGUAACGGAUCCCCGAGACGGCAGGAGGGUCGCCCUGAAGAAGUUACCGAAUGUGUUCGCAUCGUUAGUUUCAUCGAAAAGAGUGUUUAGAGAACUGAAAAUGCUUUGCUUUUUCAAACACGAAAACGUUCUUUCCGCCUUAGAUAUCCUCCAACCGCCUCAUUUAGAUUUCUUCCAGGAAAUAUAUGUAAUAACGGAAUUACUUCAAAGUGAUUUACACAAAAUUAUAGUAUCACAUCAGCCCCUUUCUUCGGAUCACAUCAAGGUUUUUCUCUACCAGAUACUUAGAGGUUUAAAAUAUUUACAUUCGGCUAGGAUAUUACAUAGAGACAUAAAACCUGGAAACCUUUUAGUAAACAGCAAUUGUGUUCUUAAGAUCUGUGAUUUUGGUUUAGCGAGAGUAGAAGAGCCCGACUCGUCCAAACAUAUGACGCAAGAAGUGGUAACGCAGUAUUACAGAGCUCCUGAAAUCCUGAUGGGGGCGAAACACUACACGGCGGCCGUGGACGUGUGGUCUGUCGGUUGCAUUUUCGGGGAAUUACUGGGCAGGAGGAUACUGUUCCAGGCCCAAAAUCCCGUACAACAGUUAGAAUUAAUAACGGAAUUGUUAGGAACGCCGUCUUUGGAUGAUAUGAAAUAUGCCUGCGAGGGCGCCAAGACGCAUAUGUUGAGGAGGGCGCCGAAACCGCCUUCAUUAUCCGCUUUUUAUACGUUGAGUUCGCAGGCGACGCAUGAAGUGGUCCAUCUGCUCUGUCAGAUGCUCGUUUUUGAUCCGGACAAACGUAUCUCGGUGGUGGACGCCUUGGCUCACCCUUAUUUGGACGAGGGCCGUUUGAGGUACCACUCGUGCAUGUGCAAAUGCUGCUACACGACCGCCAGCGGCAUGAGGCAAUACACGUCAGAGUUCGAAACGACAGCCCCCCAAGGAUUCGACGAUCAUUGGGAAAAGAAACUGACGUCGGUACAGCAUGUGAAAGAGGAGAUGCACAAAUUCAUAGCCGAGCAAUUGAAUACAAGUAGAGUUCCUCUUUGCAUAAACCCCCAAUCUGCGGCGUUCAAGAGUUUCGCCAGUUCGACUGUAGCUCACCCAUCCGAGUUGCCCUUCGCCCCACCAAUGGGAUUGACCAUGGGGUGUUGGCCGUAGAUAACCGCUCUCCUUUCUGUUGUUCAAUGAACGAUAUUAUUUAUAAGUAACAGUACACCAAAUAUAUUCAUUCAGGGAUUCUAUGCAAUGCAAAUUAUGGACAAUGGACAAUCGCGCUGCAACUUAAUCGUAGUGUGUGUUUCGUGUAAUUUAGUCGCUCAGAGUGUGAUUUUAUCUAUACCAUGUAGAUCAGCCAAUUAGAUACAGUGUACAGAUAUCACUGCCUUGAUUAGUAUAAUGGAUAUUUUAGAUUUUUAGUUGAAUAAGACUGGCAGGUUUUGUGUUGGGCGGUUGGUCACAUGUCGGUAUUCCACCGGAAAUCAAAAUUUUUCACUCAGUUGUCACUCCCGACAUCGAUUUAACUGCCUUGACGCACCAAGUUUCUCUCAAAUUUGGUAGUUUAAUUUAAGACUUGUAAGGUAAAGACUGUGAAUAUAGCUACAUAAACCCAGAAACGAUGUGCAGCUCCUUUCAUGUUAAAUAAUUGCCAACUUUACAUAUAAAUAGUACUGUAGUGUGUUCAGUGUGAAUUGUUAAGUGUGCAAUGAGAUACAGAGACUGGAAAAGUACAUUACAGCUCUCCUCUGUUCAUUAGUUGACGUUUUUUACUAAGCAGUAGUGUAAUGGAAGUGAAAUUGGUUAUACAGUGGCCUUUACUUUGUAUUUAGCUCAUUUGAAAUGUUUUGGAACUCUUAUUUGAAUGUGCUAUUACGAUUGGUUUAGUUAAUAGCACCGGCAAGCCUCCUACAGGGAAAUUAUUGGCUUUUAUCGUGCUUUUAUCUUUUGUAAAUAUAUAUUUUUAUUGUGAGAGGAAAUUGACACUAGAUUUAGAAUAAUUUUAGUAAAUUUAAUUUUUCUGUAGGAAAUUCAAUUUGUAGCUACUUUAAUUCUUUGUAAAUAACACGAACAGUACACAUUAAGUCACAAUCCUUUUUCGACUGCUAGUUUGCAAAUGAUUACGACCAAACAAUAAAUUAUUUGCAAAGUUGGUGAUUUGACAAAAAAUGUUGUAAAUAGUCAUGUUUACUCUUUCGUAGAUUUAGUUAAUUGUAUUCUAUUCUAGCAGAAAUUUACGAAAAAAUAAUAUUUUCAUGUCAGUAACCACAUGUAAAUAUUAUCCGGCGCUUUUCGAGUUCCAUUAGCAUUAUUUAACGAAUUUGUGUAAUUAUUCCAAUGGUUUUUCCAGAGAUCUCAUAACGCGUAUGUAAAUAUAUUUUAUAAAGGCACCUCUCUUGCUCAAUAUUAUUGCGCAAUAACUAUUACGCAAUACUAACUAACUACUUAUUUUAUUCAGUUCGCCCUUUAACGUUCAAUAUUAUGCAAAAUUCAUAUUGCAUGACAAUAUUGGGCGUGUAGGGCUGCCUUUAUUCAGACUUUUUUCGAGUAAUGGUCAGUCUAUGUUUACUUUAACUUAGUAUACUCUGAUAUGAAAAAAUAAACAACACUUACGAA